CAUGCAACCAAUACCAAGAAAAAAGGAGCCUUUUUUUAUGCUGAUCCGAAGCUCUCCCUGAAUCCAACCCCAUCCCAUCCGCAGCUGCUUCGAGAGCAAAUCAGAUCGAGCUGGGAGCGGGGAGCUCUGGGUGUUGGUCUCUCGAUGCAGGUCAACACCUCAGGAGCUCUUGCUUCAGUUUCAAGCCUGAAGCUUUGUUCUUUCCCCGUUUCUUGGUGCUGGCGCUGGUGAUUCUUGGCUUCGCCGCGGGGCCUGCUGGAAUCGGUGCGGCUUUGGGGAGGAGUUGAUGCGAUUGCGAGAGUAAAGCUGCCUUCUUUCUUUGCAUUUCGCCCGGUUCUUGGGGUGGAUUAUUGCGUUCUUCUGUCAAGCUCGAGCUAUUGCGACGCGUACUCCAGUCUAAACAUUCUCAGAGAUCCAGGUUACAUUUUGGUGGUCGCUUGUUUCAAGAACUUCAACUCCCUGAUAACUCUUUCUACUGAUAGAAGAUGGAUGGAUGUGACUGCAUUGAGCCACUAUGGCAGGCAGAUGAUCUCCUUGUAAAGUAUCAGUACAUAUCUGAUUUUUUUAUUGCGCUUGCUUACUUCUCGAUUCCUUUGGAGCUCAUAUAUUUUGUUAAGAAGUCGGCAUUCUUCCCUUACCGAUGGGUGCUCAUACAAUUUGGUGCAUUCAUUGUUCUUUGUGGGGCGACCCACCUGAUAAAUUUGUGGACUUUUGCCAUAUACACCAAGACCAUAGCCGUGGUAUUGACAGUGGCGAAAGUAGCGACAGCAGUUGUUUCAUGCAUCACAGCUUUGAUGCUUGUGCAUAUAAUUCCUGAUUUGUUGAAUGUGAAGUUGAGAGAAAGAUUUCUGAAGGAUAAGGCUGAGGAGCUUGACAGAGAAAUGGGGAUUAUAAGAACACAGGAGGAGACUGGAAGGCAUGUCCACAUGCUGACCCAUGAGAUAAGAAGCACGCUUGACAGGCACACCAUUCUGAGAACUACACUUGUUGAGCUGGGAAGGACUCUUGGUUUAGCAGAGUGUGCCCUGUGGAUGCCAACCCGCUCUGGAUCAGCGCUUCAGCUCUGUCAUACAAUACAUAACAGUGCGGCAAUUGGAUCAGUUGUUCCUAUCAACCUUCCCAUUGUCAGUAAGGUUUUUAAUAGUAACCGUGCAGAAAGAAUUCCACAUACCUCCCCAUUAGCUUCGAUAAAAGCUGACAAAAGCAGGUAUGUGCCACCAGAGGUUGUGGCUGUCCGUGUUCCACUGCUGCACCUUACGAAUUUCCAAAUAAAUGAUUGGCCUGAGCUAUCUGCAAAAAGCUUUGCAGUAAUGGUUUUGAUGCUCCCUCCAGACAGCGCAAGAAAAUGGCGGCCGCAUGAACUGGAGCUUGUUGAAGUUGUCGCUGAUCAGGUAGCAGUUGCAUUGUCUCAUGCUGCCAUUUUGGAAGAGUCCAUGCGGGCCCGUGAUCUACUAAUGGAGCAAAAUAUUGCUCUCGAUGCAGCACGUCGGGAAGCAGAAAUGGCUAUUUGUGCCCGUAAUGAUUUUCUUGCUGUCAUGAACCAUGAAAUGCGGACUCCUAUGCGAGCAAUCGUUUCUUUGUCCUCCCUCCUUUUAGAAACAAACCUAACUGCUGAACAGCGCCUAAUGGUUGAGACUAUACUGAAGAGUAGUGAUCUUCUGGCAACCCUUACAAAUGAUGUUUUGGAUGUUUCAAAGCUUGAGAAUGGGAGUUUUGAUCUGGAAAUUGCGCCUUUUAAUCUGCACUCCACCUUCACAGAUGUUGUUAAUUUGAUUAAGCCAGUAGCGGCAUGCAAGAGGCUGUCAGUUAUGGUUACUUUGGCUCCAGAGUUGCCUCCACAAGCUAUUGGUGAUCAAAAGCGAUUGAUGCAAAUAAUCCUAAAUGUUGCUGGUAACUCCAUUAAGUUCACAAAGGAGGGUCACGUUUCAAUUACAGCUUCUAUGGCCAGACCAGAUGCUUUGAGAGGCCCACAUGAUCCUGACUACCAUCCAGUUAUAUCUGAUGGGUCCUUUUACUUGGCUGUACAGGUAAAAGACACAGGUUGUGGCAUCAGCCCACAAGAUAUGCCACACACCUUCACCAAAUUUGCGCACCCUGACAAUGUAACCGACAAAUGGAACAGUGGCAAUGGAUUGGGUCUAGCCCUUUCGAGAAGGUUUGUCAGUCUAAUGCAAGGUAACAUCUGGCUUGAAAGCGAAGGUGUUGGGAAGGGCUGCACCGCAACAUUCUUUGUGAAACUUGGUAUGCCUGAGAAACCAAAUGCAAACCUCCGAAGAAUGGCACCCCCUCUACAGCCAAGCCAAGGAGCUGGAGGCCCUGAUGCCCUCAGUAUAUCCAUAAUGGAUGGCGACUCUAGGUUUCAGAGGGUUCGCUACCAAUCAAGCAUAUGAGAAGUGUCGAUGCCAUGCAAGGCAACCUCAUCUGGUCAGGAGGCCAGUCGCCAGACCAGUUUAGUGAUCGCAGUUCAUAGCUGAUACAGCUCUAUUUGCAGUGUUGAUGUAUGGAUGAUCAGAAGCUGUUCAUCUGUGGAAUAAUCUUGGUCUUGCUGGAGUGCUGAUAUAGCUUGACUUACUGGCCUUCUUGAUUGCAGUUGUGGGGUGAUUGGGUGAGCCUGAACUCUGAAAUUGUGACACUAGGGAAAGCUGGUAUGUGUCUGCAUAAGGCAGAAGGCCAAAUUACUGGGAAGUGACAGUCUGCUGCAAGCGACCAGCAGUGAACAUGAACUGGAACUUGAAAGCAUUAGGUCUAAACCGUCUUACUAAUGUAUCUUAUACCCAAGCUGGAGCUCAGAUGCCUCUAGGGGUAGGUCUAUUACCUGGAAGGAAUUUUGAUUCAGCUGAUUGCAGUUAAUUUAUAUAUUCUUUUCAAAAUAGGAGUAUCAUUUGUAAAUGUAAGGCACUGUUUGACAUAACUCCAAAUUUCAUAUCUAUGCUAGAUCUAGAGUUUGUAAGUUUAAUUUAAGUGAUUAAAAAUUUUAUAUUUCAUCAAAAAUGGAAACAAAAUGAUCUAUCCAUAUGUUUAUGGAAUUUUUUUAAGGUGCCCCUAAACUAUUCUG
Molecule: messenger RNA, 3055 nt
Organism: Oryza brachyantha (malo sina)
Lineage: Eukaryota; Viridiplantae; Streptophyta; Magnoliopsida; Poales; Poaceae
Product: probable ethylene response sensor 2
Exons: 6
Coding region: 486-2390 (634 amino acids)
Biological process (GO): phosphorylation; signal transduction
Cellular component (GO): endoplasmic reticulum
Molecular function (GO): ethylene binding; ethylene receptor activity; protein binding
Source: RefSeq, a predicted model, not a curated record